Haliaeetus leucocephalus (bald eagle) is the source of this 1960-nucleotide messenger RNA. It is a transcript of the gene FUNDC2, whose product is annotated as FUN14 domain containing 2. Gene Ontology annotation, cellular component: mitochondrial outer membrane. Gene Ontology annotation, biological process: autophagy of mitochondrion. The transcript has 5 exons. The record is from RefSeq and is a predicted model, not a curated record. The coding region runs from base 53 to 511 and encodes 152 amino acids. NCBI's taxonomy places the organism in Eukaryota, Metazoa, Chordata, Aves, Accipitriformes, Accipitridae.
GCGCAGCCUGGUCACGUGCCCGCGGCGGCGGCGAAGGGAGCCCAGUGGUGCCAUGGCGGUGCCGGGCGGAGGUGUGAAGGAGGACUCAUUCAACGUGCUGGACCUGGCGGAGUACACCAAGAAUCGGCCGUGGUGGCGCAAGGUCUUUGCCCCCAGCUCGGGGUCAAGCGCGGAGAAAUACAAUGUGGCCACACAGCUGGUGAUUGGAGGGGUCACGGGAUGGUGUACUGGAUUCGUCUUCCAGAAAGUUGGAAAGCUGGCAGCGACAGCGGUGGGAGGUGGCUUUUUCCUACUUCAGAUUGCAAACCACACAGGAUACAUUAAAGUGGACUGGAAGCUGGUAGAACGGGACGUGAACAAAGCCAAGCAGCAGCUGAAAUUUCACAGCAGUGGUAACAAAAUGUCUCCAGAAGUGAAAAGCAGAGUGGAUGAGGUGAUCAUAUUUCUGAAGAAGAAUAUUAUCCUGACUGGAGGGUUUGCUGGAGGAUUCCUGCUCGGAAUGGCGUCCUAGAAACUGUGCUCGACUCUCCCUUCAUGCCCAGCCUUCCCUCCCCUCCUCUACUGCUGUUCUCUCUCACUUAUAAAGUCAAGGGAUGUUGCCGACAGGCUCAGUCCCUUCUGCUCACAGGUUCCAGCCCUUGUUUCUUACAACACUGCUUCUGAUUUCCAACUUUUUCUGCUGUCUGGGCUGUUAGGGUGCUGGGAUCAGUCUGAAAGCUUAUGACUCCUGGUGUAUUGCUGUGAUUCCUUUCCCCACCAAAUAUGUCCAGUCCCAGAUUUUCUGAUGAGCUGCAGCCUCAUAAACACGUAGUGGCAGAGAAAUCUCUUAAAUGUGCCUCUUUCCAGGUGCUCAGGGCUGUUACAUGUACAUCUGUCUGCCGGUAUAUGUGUACAACAGCUGUCAGCUGUUCACUGCUAUUUAGCUUGCACUUUUUAUGCCCCGGUACCUGAAAGCCUGUGCUUCAUUCUGCACAAAGAUGGUGUGUGCAAUCCAAAAUAUGCUCAGUUGUGCUGGGGUGGAUGCAGAAGUGCCAGGGGACAGACUGGGCUGUGUCUAGGGCAGGUGGAUAAGGAGCAAGUUGAUGCUAUAUGUGGUGGUGGGGGUUCUCCUGCCCUCUCCCCACCAUUGCAUUGCACAUAGAUGGCCGUUUGGCUUCUCCUUUGCUGUUAUUUGUACCCUUACUGGAAUUGCAGCACUGGCACUGCUCAUGGAAACUGAGCACCAUGGAUGACUCUCCAGGCCCUUUCCUCAUCACGAGUUCUGAAAGUCACCAAGCUUCCUGCACUGUAGAGCACCUUUCUCACUUGCUAGCUGACUGCUCAAGCCUUUGAAAUGUGCUGAGGCGCUCUCUUGUGGUGGGCAGUCUUCCAACGUGCUUGACUUGUCUGUGUCAGGCUAGCUGGCACAGGUGGUGUGCGUUUCAGCUGUGCCCCUUACAGUAAAUCACCUUGGGCCUCAGACUGCUGUUUCUAAGUCUACCAUGACCUUCUCUGGCCACUUUGGUGUUGGUGAUGCUUUUAGAGCUGUAACCAUGUGGGACAGGACUGUAGACAGGAAAUGCAUCCCUGUUUAGGGUACAUUGUACUGGUCCAGGGUCCCUGUUGCCAGCUCUACUGGAAUCGGGGGGUGGGGGGAGGAUGCGAAAUCGAGUGCAGUCCUUUACCUGCCUUUGCUGAGCACAACCCUCUCUGCGAGCAACUGAAAUGACAAAACUGUUGGGUAAACUAGGUUGUGUUCUUGUGGAGUGGCUCAUUUCCAUACUUUCUGCCUUGGUUAUGUUCUUUCCUUCUUUGGAUUUACCAUUGCCACAAAAAAAAGCUGCUUGCUUAAUUCCAUCAGCUGCAGCCCCUCUGCAGGUCAUGAGGCAGCCCAGAUGCAGAGUUCAACUGCUUUUGGACAGUCUGUCCCAGUGCAGCUGUGUGCAGAGCAGAACUCUAAUAACCUACAAGAGAAAAUUAC